This is a messenger RNA of Orycteropus afer afer, 984 nucleotides long. RefSeq names its product nuclear apoptosis inducing factor 1 (gene NAIF1). The record is from RefSeq and is a predicted model, not a curated record. Gene Ontology annotation, cellular component: nucleus. The transcript has 2 exons. The coding region runs from base 1 to 984 and encodes 327 amino acids. Lineage: Eukaryota; Metazoa; Chordata; Mammalia; Tubulidentata; Orycteropodidae.
AUGGCCGUCCCAGCCAAGAAGAGGAAGAUGAACUUCUCUGAGCGGGAGGUGGAGAUCAUCGUGGAGGAGCUGGAGCUGAAGAAGCACCUGCUGGUGAACCACUUCAACGCCGGGGUCCCUCUGGCCGCCAAGAGUGCCGCUUGGCACGGAAUCCUGAGGAGGGUCAACGCUGUGGCCACCUGCCGAAGGGAGCUGCCCGAGGUCAAGAAGAAGUGGUCUGAUCUCAAGACCGAGGUCCGUCGCAAGGUUGCCCAGGUCCGGGCAGCUGUGGAAGGUGGCGAGGCCCCUGGGCCCACUGAGGAGGAUGGAGCUGGUGGGCCUGGGACAGGUGGUGGCAGUGGUGGUGCUGGCCCAACUGUAGCCCCUGUACUGCUAUCCCCCAUGCAGCAACGCAUCUGCAACCUGCUGGGCGAGGCCACCAUCAUCAGCCUGCCCACUACUACAGAGAUCCACCCUGUGGCCCUCGGACCCACGGCCACUGCAGCCGCAGCCACGGUCACCCUGACACAGAUCCCCACUGAAACCACCUAUCACACUCUGGAGGAGGGAGUGGUAGAGUAUUGCACAGCCGAAGCUCCCCCACCCCUGCCAGCCGAGGCCCCCGUGGAGAUGAUGACCCAGCACGCAGACACGUCAGUCAAGCCACAAGCACUCAAGAGCCGUAUCGCCCUCAACUCAGCCAAGCUGAUCCAAGAGCAGCGGGUCACCAAUCUACACGUGAAGGAGAUCGCCCAGCAUCUGGAACAGCAGAAUGACCUCCUACAGAUGAUCCGCCGCUCCCAAGAGGUGCAAGCCUGUGCCCAGGAGCGCCAGGCCCAGGCCAUGGAGGGCACCCAGGCAGCUCUGAGCGUCCUCAUACAGGUCCUUCGGCCCAUGAUAAAAGAUUUCCGCCGCUAUCUGCAGAGCAACACACCAAACCCUGCUCCAGCCUCUGACCCUGGACAGGUGGCCCAGAAUGGCCAGCCAGACAGCAUUAUCCAAUGA